Messenger RNA from Penicillium macrosclerotiorum, 1488 nucleotides. RefSeq names its product inositol-3-phosphate synthase INO1. The coding region runs from base 1 to 1488 and encodes 495 amino acids. Gene Ontology annotation, molecular function: inositol-3-phosphate synthase activity. The transcript is spliced from 3 exons. Lineage: Eukaryota; Fungi; Ascomycota; Eurotiomycetes; Eurotiales; Aspergillaceae. Gene Ontology annotation, biological process: inositol biosynthetic process; phospholipid biosynthetic process. Gene Ontology annotation, cellular component: cytoplasm. The record is from RefSeq and is a predicted model, not a curated record.
AUGCCACCCCCUCUCUUUACUGUUCAGUCUCCCAAUGUCGUCUACACCGACGAUGAGAUCAAGAGUCAGUACGCCUACCAGACCACUGAGGUCACCCGCACUGCGGACAACAAGUUGGUUGCUACCCCCAAGGCUACCAACUACCACUUCAAGGUUGACCGCAAGGUCGGCAAGGUCGGUAUGAUGCUGGUCGGCUGGGGUGGAAACAACGGCUCCACUGUCACCGCCGGUAUUCUCGCCAAUCGCCGUGGUCUGUCCUGGGAGACCCGUGAGGGUCAGCAGAAGGCCAACUACUAUGGCUCUCUUAUCAUGAGCUCCACUGUCAAGCUUGGCACCGAUGGCAAGACCGGCGAAGAGAUCAAUAUUCCCUUCCGGGACCUGCUCCCUAUGGUCCACCCCAAUGACCUCGUCAUUGGGGGUUGGGAUAUUUCCAGCCUGAACCUUGCGGCCUCGAUGGACCGUGCUCAAGUGCUUGAUCCCAGUCUCAAGGCUCUGGUCCGUAAGGAGAUGGCGGAGAUGCAGCCCCUGCCCAGUAUCUACUACCCGGACUUCAUUGCCUCCAACCAGGGGGACCGUGCCGACAACGUUCUGGAAGGCACUAAGGCCUGCUGGGCUCACGUGGAGCAGAUCCAGAAGGAUAUUCGUGAAUUCAAGGCCCAAAAUGACCUGGACAAGGUGAUCAUCAUGUGGACCGCCAACACUGAACGCUAUGCGGAUAUCAUCCCUGGCGUCAACGACACUGCCGAAAACCUGAUCAACUCGAUCAAGACUGGCCACGAGGAGGUUUCUCCGUCCACUAACACUUUUGUGCCUGGUGCUCUCCAGUUUGCUGAACAGCACAACGCUUUCAUCGGUGGUGAUGACUUCAAGUCCGGCCAGACCAAGAUGAAGUCCGCCUUGGUGGACUUCCUGAUCAACGCUGGUAUCAAGCUUACCUCCAUUGCCAGCUACAACCACCUGGGUAACAAUGACGGCAAGAACCUGAGCUCGCAGAAGCAGUUCCGCUCGAAGGAGAUUUCCAAGUCCAACGUGGUGGAUGAUAUGGUUGCGGCCAACCACAUUCUCUACCAGAAGGAUGAGCACCCCGACCACACUGUUGUGAUCAAGUACAUGCCUGCCGUGGGCGACAACAAGCGCGCGCUGGAUGAGUACUACGCCGAGAUUUUCAUGGGCGGCCACCAGACCAUCAGCCUGUUCAAUAUCUGUGAGGACUCACUGCUGGCCUCUCCUCUCAUCAUUGACUUGGUUGUGCUCGCCGAAAUGAUGACUCGUGUCAGCUGGAAGGCUGAUAGCGAGGGUGCCGAGUACAAGGGCUUCCACAGCGUGCUGAGUGUUCUCAGCUACAUGCUCAAGGCCCCUCUGACUCCCCCUGGCACCCCUGUGGUCAACGCUCUGGGCAAGCAGCGUUCCGCCUUGAUUAACAUCUUCCGUGCCUGCGUUGGUCUCCAGCCUGAGUCGGAGAUGACCCUGGAGCACAAGCUGCUCUAG